Messenger RNA from Eublepharis macularius, 982 nucleotides. RefSeq names its product zinc finger protein 202-like. Lineage: Eukaryota; Metazoa; Chordata; Lepidosauria; Squamata; Eublepharidae. The record is from RefSeq and is a predicted model, not a curated record. The transcript is spliced from 6 exons. Gene Ontology annotation, biological process: regulation of DNA-templated transcription. The coding region runs from base 8 to 982 and encodes 324 amino acids.
GAUAGAAAUGAAAACCUCCACUGGGUCGGAAGCAGAACGAGGCUCCGAGGCCACACAGGCAGGGAUCAGUGGGAAAAUCUGGGAAAGGUCUGUGGGAAAUAUUCUGGGUGAAGAUGCCACCAGCUCAGUAGCAGAGAUCCAUCACUUCAGGCAAUUCCGCUACCAGGAGGCUGAGGGGCCCCGAGAGGUUUGCAGCCAACUUCACCAUCUUUGCCACCAGUGGCUGAAGCCUGAAAGGCACAGCAAGAAGGAGAUGCUGGACCUGGUGAUCCUAGAGCAGUUCCUGGCCGUCCUGCCCCCGGAGAUGGAGAGCUGGGUGAGGGAAUGCCGGCCGGAGACCAGUUCCCAGGCGGUGGCCCUGGCAGAAGGCUUCCUCCUGAGCCAGGCAGAGGGCGAGAACCAGGACCAGCAGGGGCUGUCAGAAGAGGCUGCUGAUUUCUGCGAGGCAGAAAAGGCGCCAUCCGACCUGAGGCAGGGGCCGCUGUUCUGGGGGGCCACACAGGAGAGCGAGGGAGAUGGUGGAAGGACACUAGUGGAUGGAGCUGGAGCUUUGAGACUUUGUGGUGGACAUCAAGCAGCCUCUGAGAAGCAAGGCCAGGGGCUGGUGACUCUCGAGGAGGUGUCUGUCUAUUUCACCCAGGAGGAGUGGGUGCUGCUGGAUCCGGACCAAAGGGCAUUGCACAGGGAAGUCAUGGUGGAGAAUCGCAGGAAUCUGGCCUUUCUCGUUAAUACUCUGGAGCUUAAAGGGCAAUAUCUUGCAAAAAUGGUGAUGGACAGGACUGGCUCCAGCUCCUGCGAGACAGCCAAUGAGAAUGGGCAGAAUUCUGGGCCAAUGGGAAGCAUGACUGCAAGACAGCGGGAGAAGUGCAUAAAAGAGGAACUGAAGGAAUAUCAAAGUGGAGAAUGGAAUCCAUUGUUUCUGAAGAUCCUAAUUCCCCUGAAAUUCAAGUCCAGGAAGAAAGUCACAAAAGAAAUAAAAUGA